This is a messenger RNA of Phytophthora sojae, 435 nucleotides long. RefSeq lists its product as hypothetical. The transcript has 2 exons. Lineage: Eukaryota; Oomycota; Peronosporomycetes; Peronosporales; Peronosporaceae. The record is from RefSeq and is a predicted model, not a curated record. Gene Ontology annotation, biological process: positive regulation of ribosomal protein gene transcription by RNA polymerase II. Gene Ontology annotation, molecular function: DNA-binding transcription factor activity, RNA polymerase II-specific; RNA polymerase II cis-regulatory region sequence-specific DNA binding. The annotation marks the transcript as partial.
CCAACGCACCCAAUUUGGCAGCACAGCAUAUUUCAAUCCCGGGAGUUCACGGAAUUUAAAAGUGAGGUUAUGCAAGCUGUUGACGCAAUGGAAGAUCCAACUGAACAGCGUCUUCAGAAAGCUGUACCGGUGUUAAACGCCAAAAUCGACGGGCUACACCAGGAUUUCAAGAGUUCGUUAGCUCAAGUCUGCUCGACCAUGCGGACCGUUCAAGGUAGCCUCAGUGACGUAAUGCGCGUUGAUCGGACAAAGUAUAAACUUCGGCGGGGGUUGGCUACUGUGCCGGACUUGUGGAAAGAAUGGUCGGUCGGCUUAGAUGGCGCCAGAGCUGUCCGAGAUCUCGAGGAUCAGUUUGGCACAAAGUGGUGUAGUGCGGACGAACGACGGUUCUUCAAUAGAGGGCGGCCAAUUUACAGCUUAGUCGCUGCGGUUGCA